Molecule: messenger RNA, 135 nt
Organism: Staurois parvus
Lineage: Eukaryota; Metazoa; Chordata; Amphibia; Anura; Ranidae
Source: the annotation of a GenBank genome assembly
AUGGAACAGAUUGUGGAUAUCCAGGAAUUGGUUCUGAAGAAUGCCAUUCCAGAGGAUGCUGCUUCAACUCCUCCAUUCCCGGGGACAAAUGGUGCUUCUACCCCAAUGACAACAAUGAGACGCAGUGCUCGGUGA